This is a messenger RNA of Peromyscus leucopus (white-footed mouse), 728 nucleotides long. RefSeq names its product colony stimulating factor 2 (gene Csf2). The coding region runs from base 31 to 465 and encodes 144 amino acids. Lineage: Eukaryota; Metazoa; Chordata; Mammalia; Rodentia; Cricetidae. Gene Ontology annotation, cellular component: extracellular region. Gene Ontology annotation, molecular function: cytokine activity; granulocyte macrophage colony-stimulating factor receptor binding; growth factor activity. Gene Ontology annotation, biological process: myeloid cell differentiation; immune response. The record is from RefSeq and is a predicted model, not a curated record. The transcript is spliced from 4 exons.
UCAGAGAGAAAGGCUAAGGUCCUGGGGAGGAUGUGGCUGAAGAUCUUACUUUUCCUUGGCAUUGUGGUCUGUAGCUUUUCUGCUCCCACUCCCUCACCCGCCCCUGUCACCCAGCCCUGGAAUCAUGUCAGUGCCAUCAAAGAAGCCCUGAUCCUCCUGGACAACGCGCCUGACAUGGAGGUGAGUGAGGGAGAGAGAGACGAAGAUGUCGAAAUUGUCUCUGAAGAGUUCUCUGUCCAGAAAUGUGUGCAGGAACGCCUGCAGUUAUAUGAGAAGGGCCUACGGGGCAACCUCACCAAACUCAAGGGCACCUUGAAAAUGAUGGCCAGCCACUACCAGAACUGCUCCACAAUCCUGAGAAGUGACUGUAAGACACACAUCACCACAUAUGACGACUUCGUAGACAACCUCAGAGACUUUCUGACCACCAUUCCCUUUGACUGCUGGAAGCCAGUCCAGAAAUGAGGCGGCCCAGGGCAGCUCGGAUCCAACCUCUCAGAUUGCGGCUUUUGCUCCUGUAACAUGAGCCAGGAAAGCAGGAGUUCUGCCUCGAAGGGACCAAGGACGGGCCACAGCGACAUCUGGGGGCAGUACAGACCUUCUCUGAAAAUACUGACUCUGUCACAGCAGCCAGGGGCAAAUGAGGGAUAUUUUCUAUUGAUAGGGACCAGUAAUAUUUAUUUAUAUAUUUAUACAUUUUUUUAAAAAAAUAUUUAUUUAUUUAUUUA